AUGAUGGAUUUAGUAAUGAUGACGGUUUUUGCGUGUUUAUUUUGUUUUUUUUUUUUUAAAGGGGGGGUUUUCAUUUGCAUCAGUAAUCGCCAACCCGCUUUUUUUUUUUUUACAGCACUUAGCGACGUCAGCUGCAGUGGUCACGUUGAAAGCCGGAGUGCACAUAAUUUAGUGAUCUCGGUCGCUAUCUUUUUUUUUUUUACUUUUUUGGCUGUUGUCUUUCGUUGUCCGUUUUUUUUCUUUUUUGUCGUGGCUCUUGUGCGCUAUAUUUGUGUUUGUGCCGAUGUGCAUGUUCUCGUGCGCCAUCGUCUGUUGAAUCGCGUUUCUAAGCAAAGAAAUUUGAACAUUUUCUCUUUUUAUUAUUAUUAUUAUUUUUCCCUUUUAGGGAGAGAAAUAAUAAUAUAUAAUAAUAAUUAA
This is a messenger RNA of Trypanosoma brucei brucei TREU927, 417 nucleotides long. RefSeq lists its product as hypothetical. The transcript has a single exon. The record is from RefSeq and is a predicted model, not a curated record. Lineage: Eukaryota; Euglenozoa; Kinetoplastea; Trypanosomatida; Trypanosomatidae. The coding region runs from base 1 to 417 and encodes 138 amino acids.